Messenger RNA from Wallemia mellicola CBS 633.66, 1721 nucleotides. RefSeq lists its product as hypothetical. Gene Ontology annotation, molecular function: nucleotidyltransferase activity. NCBI's taxonomy places the organism in Eukaryota, Fungi, Basidiomycota, Wallemiomycetes, Wallemiales, Wallemiaceae. The coding region runs from base 11 to 1654 and encodes 547 amino acids. The record is from RefSeq and is a predicted model, not a curated record. Gene Ontology annotation, biological process: RNA 3'-end processing. The transcript is spliced from 2 exons.
AACCAUCACGAUGAAGAACAAAAGCAAUAAAUCUGCGAGUUCUGCAGAUAACUCGAGCGAUUGGAGAUCUAAAGAUAAAUCUUCAAUCGACGACCAAAUUAUUAGUUUAUAUAGGAGUUCGCAGCCUUCUCAGCAAAUUAUCAACAAACGUUUAGAACUCAUAGCGAGAUUGUCAAACAUCAUAUCUACAAAAUAUGGCAGCAACUACUCCGUAGAAUCUUUCGGGAGCACCUGCUAUCAAGUCUCCUCCUCUUCUUCCGAUCUAGACCUCGUCAUCAUUGAUAAAGACAGGCCGCAUGGUUUUGAUCCCUCAGUAGACGUCUAUCAGCUCCCAUCAGCUUAUAAUCCAAAUAACUUAGCAAAAACACUCUCUUCUAACAAUUUGAAGAGCGUCCAACCCAUAUUUGCUGCUGUUCCAAUCGUCAAAUUCACCGACCCUGUUACAAACUUACAAUGUGAUUUAAACGCUAACAAUUUAUUCGGUAUACGCAAUUCCCUUCUCAUCAAAUCCUACCUUGAUUUGAGCCCUAUUGCUAGACCAUUAGUAUUAGCAAUAAAGCAUUGGGCUAAAUUACGCGGUUUGAAUGACAGCGCUGGUCAAUACGGUCCUACAACUCUCUCAUCUUACACCCUCAUCCUCAUGGUCAUCUCUUUCUUACAGUUCAUCGGUCACUUACCAAACUUACAAGACGCUGACCAGAUAAAAGCCGCUCGGUUACCUGAGCAUAGAUUAUGGGUCCGUCCACCUGUGAAAAGGAGAGAUUCAAAGAGAGAUCAACAGAAGCCCCCGGUUGAGACAACCACCACACAAGGUGCGCAGGCCGCUCCAGCGAUAAUUCCCCAUCCACCAGAUGUCAGAGUAUCUUUUGAUACCACUUUCGUCAAAAGACCGCUCGGUAACUUCAUCCCAACUAACCUCUCACUUUCAACUGCGUUAGCGGGCUUCUUUUACUUCUAUUCGAACGAACCAAGUAACUCAUUGAAUGAAUUUUGGGGUAUAGAUGAACCAUUUAAUUAUGAAACCUCAAUCAUCUCAAUGAAAUAUGGCGGUAUCAUACCUAGAGAUGACCUUUUUGUCGAUAUCUACAAUAGGAACUUAGACGGUAAUAUCAAUUUAACAACGACAUCGGUAAAUGUCCAGAAGAACACGACUACGGUGUCUGCUCAACAGCCUCUCCAAUGGCGUGAACAGCUCCUGGUUACCCAGGAUCCUUUCAUCACAACACGGAAUACAUCUACAAAUGUAAGACCUCAAACCUCGAGGCAUAUAAUUGAAGAAUUCCAAAAUGGCCAUAAGGCGAUAUCUUCUGGGAAGUGUUAUGACGAUAUCUGCAAAAAACGCACAACACCCUUUGAAGGUGAACCAGGACCUGGUUCGUUUCGCAAGGCUCAGAGAAAGGUUACAAAUAGACGGAGAAAAGGCAAUGGAAAGGGUGAAAAAUCAGCAAAAUCUACAGCUACGGAAACCAAUAAAAAGAGUACCAGUGAUAGCCAAAAAUCAACCAAUAAAGACAAAAGUUCGUCGGAAUCUUCAAAACCUGAAGAGAAGGCUGUGAAAGAAGUGAAACGUAAGAGGAAAUCACGGAAACCAGCUAAUAAAUCGACUACUGUCGUUAUUCCAAAGAAUAACCAAGCAAGUACAGCACAGCCGUGAAGAAUCUGCUUGUUUGGAAACUAUUUAAGCUAUUUAUUCUGCAUUGUAUCAUUAAAUCGAGUUAUAA